Messenger RNA from Heterotrigona itama, 6176 nucleotides. The record is from the annotation of a GenBank genome assembly. NCBI's taxonomy places the organism in Eukaryota, Metazoa, Arthropoda, Insecta, Hymenoptera, Apidae.
UAAGUUUUUCAGAUCUUCCUGCGACGGUACCAUAAGUAAAUCAUAUGUAAAUGUACGUACGUGUAAUUGUGGUGAGAUCCGCAGUUCGUGGGAGGUUUCUGGAGUUAGGUGAGGGCGAAUGUCGAAUUUUCUUACCGUGGGAUGGAGAUGCGCGUGUCAAAAGACCGCGGGAAAAUGAAUAAUGACGAAGCGGCCAGGAAGUGAAAAAUGAUCGAAGCAAAAUGAGGAGGACGUACAACGCUGCAGCAAAUGUCCGAACGACCGAUUGUCUCGAACAAACAAGACGUUUGCACAAGGGUAUAACAGAUAUUGCCAAGAGGUUAGAUGAACAAAAGAGUCGUGCAUUAACAAUAACAGAUUUAUUUACUCCUUCAGGGGAGACAUUACGGGUGAAGCUUAAAGAUUAUUGUGUAAGGUUAAUAACUAAAGAUCCUGUUGAAUAUGCACGUAAAAUUGAAGAGUUACUGUGGAGAAAAGCAUUUUAUGAUAUUGUUUAUGCAUCUAAAAAAUUACGAAAGGGUAAUGCAUGGAACGAAACAGAGAAAGCAAUGUUAUGUGUCCAUUUGGCAGUAGGAGUUGGUUUUUAUCAUCAUUUAAUAUUGAAACUGCAAUUAGAAUAUGAUUUAGAUCUAGUUGGUACUAUUGAUUUUGUGUUUACACAAAAUGUAACAGGAUUAUUAAAUGCAAAAAGUAAAGCCAAUCAAUUGAAACAUCAUACUGAAGAAGUGAGACAAUGUGUUAUGCGUUUAAUUCAUAGAAGUCUGGUAUGCCUUGGAGAUUUAGCUAGAUAUAAAUUGGAAUUAGAUCCAUAUUGGGAUCCAAUGAUAGCAAAAAGAUAUUAUAAAAUGGCUAUAGCAGUUGAUCCAAAUAUUGGAAUGCCACAUAAUCAAUUGGGCACUAUAGCAGGCAAUAAAAAUUAUGGCCUUGAUGCAGCAUAUCAUUAUAUGAGAUGCAUUUUAUGUUCUGAACCAUUUGAAGGAGCAGAAGGAAAUUUAAAAAGAGCCAUUGUUACACAUUCUGUUUGUACAGAUGAGAAGUAUCUUACACACGUUUGUGUUUCAAGAUUAUUUUCUCUCUUACAAUUAUGGGAGUACGAUGUGCCCAGUUCUGAUCGAAUAAAUCAGGAAUGUCAGGAUCUUUUAACUAGUAUUGAAAAUUGCUUAAGUACAGAACAAUCCGAGCCAAAUGAUAUGAAUACUAAUACCAAUACUAAUGAAAAUGAGAGUAAUAUUGAAAUAUAUCUACAAAACUGUAAAAAUGAGCAAACGAAUUAUUUGACAGAUGAUAUGAUAUUCAAAAUUGUGGCCAUAUGUCUAAUGUCCAUUUCAAGAUUAAAAAGUAAAGAAUCUAGUGAGGUGCAAGGAGUUGUUGCCAUAACUUUAGCAAUACUGUCUCAACUAAUACAGUUUACAAUAACUAGAUUACAAGAAUCUUUUAUAGAUUUGUCGCUACCCAACGUAGAGCUAUCAAAUUCGGCAGAUAAAGACAUCAAAUCAGUAGGUGUGGAAGAGAAAGAUAAUGCUAUAAAACAACUAAACUCAGAUGAAAAUAACGAAUCUAAAAUUAUAAAUGAUAACAAAACAUCUUCCGAAAAGGAAAGUUUAGAAAACAAUGAAGAUAUUCAAAAUGGUUCACGAAAAACUCGAGAUAAAACUAAAAAUUUGCUUACGAAGCUUCGAAGACGAAAACGGAGGGACAGUAGUGAUUCAGAUGCAAGUGACGUUGAUCAUGCAACUAUGGAAUCCUCUAGCGAUGGGAUAAAUUCUGAUGUUUCUGAAACAGAAGACGACAUAUUAAGCGAAGAAAAUGCAUUAUCAGAAGAUGCGUUGUCUGAUGUUACAGAUGAUGAAGAUGCAUCUGCACAAGUAAAUCAAGAAGAUACUGAUAGCUCUGAAACGCGAAAAGUGAAUGGUCAUAUAGAAAUAGAAAGAAAAAGUGAAACACCCGAGAUAAUCACUGCUCAUGUGCAGAACGGUGAUUUACAAAUACCUGAUGAUCAAGUCGAGAAAAAGGUUAAUGAUAACGAUUCUAUAACUAAUUCUGGAAGUACAGAAACUAAUUCCAACAGUCCGUUUGAUGAUAAUAGUGCAUCGUCGAAUAGAUUAACGUACAUUGCUCAAUUAAAGAAACAAAAUUUAAAACCAGAAGAUGUGCUAAAUAUCAUAGCUAGAAAAGAAAUAUUAGCGUCUAUUAAGAUAUGUUGCGAUUGGUUAAGAAGUAAUCCAGAUAUUAUACGAAUAUGUGGAAAAAGUUCACGCACAUUAUUAAAACGUGUUACAAUUUUGUUGAACUUAAUCAAUAUAAAUAUCAAAACAUUAACAAAUUUUAAGGACGACAGCAUGAUUUUAUCGAAUGCAGAUAAAUUGAAAGAAUGCGUUAAGAUAGUUCCGUUACCGGAAGAUAUUGAUUUAAGAGGAUUAAAUCUUCUGGAAGAUGCCCAAAAAUCUUUGAAUUGGAAGAUACUUUACAAGCAUAAAAUGAAUAAGCAAGAAGAAACCCUAUUAAGAGCACUAAAAUUAAUCGAAUUUGGACAUUUUCUUAGCUCCGUCGAUGAUGCAGGAGUAAAAUAUGAAGAAGCAAAACAGUUGUUUGUAACAAUUGAUUUAAAUGCUUCUCAUACAAUUACUAAUGGUAAAGAUUGGGAUAUGGAUCAUUCUCGUGGAAAAUUAAUGAGACACAUGGGAAAAUUAUGGUUGAAAGCGGAAGUCUGUGCUCUAGAGACUCGUUUGAGAUCUAGGCUUAUGUCUCCUUACUUGGUACCUGAUCAUGAGGCUUUAUCUAAGCAUACACCAGCUUUAAAGCGUUUGGUAUACGCUAAGAAGUUUAUUAUUGUAAUUCCUAGUGUCGUUGUUUCUGCAUUGGACGAGGUAAAACGUAUUAGUGGCCGAGCAAGAGAAGCAACACGUUGGUUAGAAGCUCAGUUGAAACGUGGGUCGAGAUUUCUUCGAGCUCAAAGACCUCAUGAGCAUCUAGCAUUACCGUUCAUUAAAGGGCCAAGACCAAAGGAUAAAGAAGCAUGGUUAUUUUUCCAAAUUAUAGAGUGUUGCCAUUAUCUUACUCAACAGACGAAAGUUGGUGUGAUAAACGAUGCAGAAAUACCAGUUGUGACAUUAUUGACUGGUUGUAAUCCAGAUGAAAAGAAAGUCCUUACUUUUAGCCCCGAGGGAUUGGCAAAGAGUGCAGGUGUCAAUAUCGAAUAUAUUGAAUCAUUUCAUACAAAAUGGAAGGCAUCAAGCAAAAGUCACGGUUGAACGUGUUGGAUUAAUAGAGAUGAUCAUCUGUUCCCUACCGAAAUGAAAGGCCCUUCUUAAGAGCUGUCUAUAUAACGACGCUACGGCAUCAGCUGAGCGGGCGAGUCAGAGAGGGCUGGAAACCCAGAAAGGAAAAUCGAUGUUUCUCCUGCAAUAAAAGUGGAUUAAUAUCUAUAUUUUUUUCAUGAAUUCUAAAUAAUAAAAUGGUUUUCUUUUAAUCAGUCGUACUAUCUUUUACGUUAAAAAGAAAUUGUAUUUUUAGGUAAAUAUUUUUCAAUAAAAAUAAACUUGCCUUCGCAAUUUUUCAAUCCUUUAAAAAAAGGGAGGGUAGAAACUGACAACUGACUGAAAUUUUUAUCUUCAAUAAUUUUACUGAAUUAAAAAUAAAUCAUGUCAUUGUAAUGUAAUAUUGAAAUUAUGGUUUUCAAUGAUUCGAUAAUAAUACUAGUAUUCCUUCCUUAGUAAAUAUAUUAAUAAAUAUUAUGAUUUUAAUAACUGUUAAAAAUAUAUAUUUCAUUAAAUUAUUACAUUAUUGUUAUGAGUUUUAGAUUUCAUAACUUCUUGGUGAAAUACAUCAUUCAUCAAUGAUACAAUAUAUUCUUGGAAGAUACUUAACACAUGACACAACAAGCUUGUGUUAGUAUUUUAAAGUUACGGUGGUGGCAACGCAACAUAACCUUUCAACAACGAAUUGUGAUUUAUUUUUACAAACGAUAUAUUUACUAGUAAGAAUCUUAUUCUAUUAUUUACGUAUUUAUAUAGGGAUCGUUUGAUGAGGCGAUUAUUUCCUCGAUAAACUCGAAAAAGAAUCGAGGUGUUCGAGAAAAGUGGUGCGCAAUUGGCCCUCGACGAGGGAGAAUCGAAAGCGUCGAAAGUAACGAGUCAUCUACCGAUUCAAGAUGGCAGAAGGUCAGGAUACUCGAAAGAAAAUUACUGUUAACGUCAAAACGCCAAAAGAAAAACAAAGUGUCGAGAUCGAGGAGGAUGCGAGUAUUAAGGACUUCAAAGAAGCAAUCUCGAAGAAAUUCAAUGCACAGACAGAACAAUUAUGCCUAAUCUUUGCUGGGAAGAUUAUGAAGGAUCAUGAAACUUUGAGCACACAUAAUGUGAAAGAUGGGUUGACAGUGCAUCUGGUUAUCAAGGCACCACGUACUCCCACUAAUCAGAGUCAAGACUCUACUUCUCAAAGAUCACAAGCUGACAUAAACGCCAGUCCUUUCGGAUUAGGAAGUUUAGGAGGACUUGUAGGUUUGGCAUCACUUGGUUCAGGGUCCACUAACUUUAUAGAUUUACAACAACGUAUGCAACGUGAACUAUUGUUAAAUCCAGAGGCGUUGCACCAAGUACUUAAUCAUCCAUUGGUGCAGAGUUUGAUGAAUGAUACAGAAAGUAUGCGUAACUUGGUUGCAGCUAAUCCACAAAUGCGAGAAUUGAUGCAAAGUAACCCAGAAAUUAGUCAUAUGCUGAAUAAUCCUGAAUUGUUGAGACAAACAAUAGAGUUGGCACGUAAUCCAUCAAUGCUUCAAGAAUUAAUGCGUUCCCAUGAUAGAGCUAUAUCUAAUUUAGAAAGCAUUCCUGGCGGUUAUAGCGCGCUUCGUCGCAUGUAUCGUGACAUUCAAGAGCCUAUGUUUGCUGCAGCAGCCAAUGAACAAAAUCCGUUUGCAGCGUUAGUGCAAAAUAAUAGUAGCGAAGAUAGUCAAAAUAAUCCACAACAAGGUCAAGAAAAUAGAGAUCCAUUGCCGAAUCCUUGGUCUCAGAAUCAAAGUGACACUUCAAAUCAACAACAGCAACAGCAGCAACAGCAGCAACAACAACAAGGAAGGGGUCUAUUAAAUUCACCAGGAAUGCAAAGUCUUGCAGCUCAAAUGAUGGAAAAUCCGCAAUUAAUACGAAAUAUGUUAAAUGCUCCAUAUACAAGGUCUAUGUUAGAAGCUUUGGCAGCAGAUCCAGCUAUGGCCAAUAGGAUGAUAUCUGCUAAUCCUUUUCUUCGAGGAAAUCCACAGAUGCAAGAACAGAUGAGAGCCAUGAUGCCUGCGUUUAUUCAGCAAAUGCAAAAUCCUCAAAUUCAAAAUGUUGUCACCAAUCCGGAUGCUUUAGCUGCUAUCAUGCAAAUUCAACAAGGCAUGGAACAGUUACGUACUGUUGCUCCGGAUCUUGUUGAAAACAUGGGUCUGACUGUACCGCCUACGACUACAACACCUAGUGGAGGUACAACAAAUUCACCGACGACGGAAUCAUCAGACACGAACCAACAAGAUGCAUUCUCUCAAUUUAUGGCACGCAUGGUAUCGGCAAUGGCGCUAAAUCAAGGCGUAGAAGUGGAUGGCCAACCUGUUCCCCCACCGGAAGAACGUUACAGAGCUCAAUUAGAACAACUUACGGCUAUGGGUUUUGUUAAUAGAGAGGCUAAUUUACAAGGUAAAAAUAUUUUCUUUUCAAUUUUUUGCUGUUCUUUGAGUUAAGAACUACUAAUCAAUCAAUUGUACUUAUGUAUAGUUUAUGGUUUUUCAUGAAUCAUAUCUCACUUGUAUUUACGUAUGUAUUUACGUAUGUAUUUACGUAUGUAUUUCAAUAGACUUCAGUAAAGAGAUUUGAUCUUUAAUUGAUUAAUUAGUUUGUAUUAACAUUCUAUGCUUAGUGAAAGAUAAACAUUUUUACAGAAAUUCUAAUCUACAAAAAAAACUAUGUUAGAAUAUUUAAACAAAGAAAAGUAGUAGUACAUUGGAAUUUAUUUUAAUUUUACUUUAUUUUUACUAAUUAAAACAGGCUAAUAAUUCAUGUGACACAAAAUGCAUUGUAAAAGUAUAAAAAAAAAUAUAGCGUAAUAUGUAAUAUAUAUUAUUUUCAGCACUAAUCGCCACAUUUGGAGAUAUAAACGCUGCUGUUGAACGACUACUAUCUGACGGACAAGUGUCUAUGAGCUAA